AUGGCUGAACAAUUGAUACAGUAUGACGGCACUGAGUACAGAGCAGUGAAGGAAGGAUUGGCGUACAUUCUGAACCCCCCGGCUCAGGCUCCCGGUACGAAAAGGGAUCGCAAAGCUGACGAGCAAUCGCAAUCAGUCUUCUACAACCCUAUUCAACAAUUCAACCGGGACCUUAGUGUCCUUGCCAUUCGCGCAUAUGGGGAGCAUUUGCUGGCCUUGAAGAAACAGAAGGCCGAGAAGAAGAAGCAAAAGGCUGCGGCGAACGACUCCGCGAAGGGCAAGAAACGCAAGAGAGAAGAGGUCGAUGGCAAGGAACAAACGCAGGAUCAGAAUCAAGGCCAAGGGGAUCAGACUGCAGCACAGCAGGCAGAGCAGGACACGGCGCCAUCUUUUACGAUUCUAGACGCCCUCUCGGCUACGGGUCUGCGUGCCCUGCGAUAUGCUUCGGAGAUACCUUUCACUUCUUGCGUCGUCGCAAACGACCUGUCGCCCUCGGCCAUUGAAUCCAUGAAGACGAACAUCAAAUACAACAGUCUCGGCGAAAAAAUCCGUCCCAACACCGGGGAUGCGCGCUCUUACAUCCACCUAGGAAAAUUCGACGUGAUUGAUCUGGACCCUUACGGCUCUGCUGCACCUUUUAUGGACGCUGCGGUUCAGGGAGUCAAGGAUGGCGGUCUUCUUUGUGUUACCUGUACCGAUGCAGGUGUCUGGGCCUCGUACGGGUAUCCCGAGAAGUCGUUCGCCCUAUACGGCGGAAUCCCAGUCAAAGGACCGCAUUGCCAUGAAGGUGGCCUGCGUCUCAUCCUGCACGGGCUUGCAGCCUCCGCUGCGAAAUAUGGUCUCGCGAUUGAGCCACUUCUCUCCCUAUCGAUCGACUUUUAUGCCCGAGUCUUCGUCCGUGUCCACCGCUCUCCGGCCGAAGUCAAGUAUAUCUCUGGAAACAUGAUGAUGGUCUAUAAUUGCGAUGCUGGCUGUGGCGCGUGGUCAACUCAGCCUAUCACCCAGACGAAACAGAAGCUGGACAAGAAAGGAAAUCCGUUCUACCACUUCGGCUUCGCUCAGGGUCCGGUAGCAGAUAGUCGUUGUGGCCAUUGUGGCUCUAGGACUCACCUCAGCGGUCCUAUGUGGGCUGGCCCUCUUCACAAUGCACAAUUUAUCCGCAGAAUCCUUGAUAUGCUCCCCCAGGCAGAUAGGAACGUGUAUCACACGAUUGACCGGAUUGAGGGAAUGCUGACUACGGCAAUGGAAGAAGAUCUGAAUCUAGGAAUUUCUAAAUACCCCUUCUACUUCAGUCUUAGCGCCUUAUCCAAAGUCUUGCAUACAUCCACAAUUUCCAUUGAUGCCAUGCGUGGGGCUAUUCGACACCUUGGCUAUCGAUCAACCCGCAGCCACGCCAGACCGAAUACGAUUCGUACCGAUGCUCCUUGGGAGGUGAUCUGGGAGAUCAUGAGGGAAUGGGUGAGACAGAAGUCUCCCAUCAGAGAAGGCGCCCUAAAGCCCGGAAGUCCCGGCGCUGUCAUUAUACCGCACCCUAGCACGCUGGAGGUUGUAUUCGAUGAGGCCUUGGGUAGGGAGACGGCCAAGAAGCGACUGGUGCGGUAUCAAAUUAAUCCUCGUGAGAACUGGGGUCCUCUGAGCCGAGCAUCCGGAGGCAAGUAG
This is a messenger RNA of Aspergillus niger, 1659 nucleotides long. RefSeq lists its product as uncharacterized. Bases 1 to 1659 code for a protein of 552 amino acids. Gene Ontology annotation, biological process: tRNA N2-guanine methylation. The transcript has 4 exons. Gene Ontology annotation, cellular component: nucleus. Lineage: Eukaryota; Fungi; Ascomycota; Eurotiomycetes; Eurotiales; Aspergillaceae. Gene Ontology annotation, molecular function: RNA binding. The record is from RefSeq and is a predicted model, not a curated record.